Molecule: messenger RNA, 951 nt
Organism: Pyricularia oryzae 70-15
Lineage: Eukaryota; Fungi; Ascomycota; Sordariomycetes; Magnaporthales; Pyriculariaceae
Exons: 2
Coding region: 1-951 (316 amino acids)
Source: RefSeq, a predicted model, not a curated record
AUGUACCCCGAUCGUAACGGGAAGCCCCCCGAUGGCGCUAGCAAUGCUAAGAAAGAGAAAGAAAAUCCCACUUCUGACGCACACGCACUACCCACGACGACCAUCCCACGAGACACCCACCCAGCGAAACCGGCAGCGACACCGGCAGCGACACCGGCCAAAGAUGCCUCACCAGACCCGACCCCUCAAGAAAGCGCGCAGGCAACCCAGCAGCAAGCGGCCACGGCCCACCCCGACCCCCUCGGCGGGCGCCAAGAACCACCCGAAGCAGGAGCCCAGCGCCGCCGCACCAGCCGCUGCCCGGAUUGCAAGGCGGCGCCGCUCGGCACGCUGGACACGCCGUUUGCGCACGAGGAGCGGCUGGACGACGGCCGCGUCAAGCUGGCGAGCUACGUGGCCUGCGCGGCGCCCGGCUGCGGCUACCUGGCGCAGUGGGUGCGGGACCCCCGGACGGGCCGGUGCGCCGCCGUCGCGGUGCCGGACCGGCUGGCCGAGCGCUGGUGCGCCGUCGAGCUGUGCGCCGCGCUGGGCACCGAGCCCGAGCCCGACGACCACAACGGCUGCUACGUCGGCGAGGUGCGCGUCGCUUUUGCGCACGUCGACUGGGACGGCGGCGCCGAGCAGCAGCAGCAGCAGCAGCAGCAGGCCGUGGCCGGGGAGGAUCUCGGGUACAUGCUCUCGGCGGCGGUCUGCGAGAUGCUGGACGAUGCGCUCGAGGGCAGGCUCGAGAUGGGCAUCUUUGCGGAUGGUUUCGGGGGUGGAGAGGAGACGCCGGAGGAGACGGGGCUGGUGGCUCCGCUCUGUCUGCGCGUGGUUGAUGACGAGCCCGUGUCGCCUCGGACUGUUCCGGCGGGCUUUGAGAGAGGUUGGUUUUUAAGCCUGGGGGAUGAGACGCCAGAGUCUACUGAAUCUGAGUCUCCUGAUUCAGAGAUAUUUGCCCGGCAAGUAUAA